Molecule: messenger RNA, 1994 nt
Organism: Aspergillus heteromorphus CBS 117.55
Lineage: Eukaryota; Fungi; Ascomycota; Eurotiomycetes; Eurotiales; Aspergillaceae
Product: putative RNA binding protein MSSP-2
Exons: 6
Coding region: 1-1533 (510 amino acids)
Cellular component (GO): cytosol; ribonucleoprotein complex; nucleus
Molecular function (GO): poly(A) binding; mRNA 3'-UTR binding; poly(U) RNA binding
Source: RefSeq, a predicted model, not a curated record
AUGCACCCUGCUGUCCCCGAUCCGGCGCAGAAUCCCGAUGCUCGUGGCCUGUCCACCCUCUUUGGAGGCUUGAAUCUUCAGGCUCAGCGUCCGGGAGCUAAGUACACCGGUGUCAAGAACAACAUGCCGAUGCCAGUGCCUCCUUACAACCAGAUGGUUCUUCUGCCCAACGGGACUCUUUUUGGCGGUCUCCCUUACGAGCAGAACCCCUACAUGCCCGCCGCUGGUAUCUAUCCAGGCUUGGUUCCUCCUUGCCCCGUGGUUCCCAACCCUGCGGGUGACUUCUAUCACGGUUCCGCUCCGAACAUGGAUCCUGCUGCACUGCCGAAUUAUGGCUUCGGUGGUUAUCCUCAGCCAGGACCACCAUGCCUCCCGUUCCAGAUGAUGAAGACCCCUACUGGCUAUAUCCUCCAGGACUUAGAGAGUCUUACUCAACAGGAACCUCCGAUUCCACGUGCCGUGCCUGCUAUGUGGACUAACCCUUCUGAGCUGACGCUUGCCAAGUGUCUCGAGAAUCGAGAGGGCAUCACUAACGUCUACAUCCGAGGCUUCCUCCCAGAGACUACGGAUGAGAUCUUGUAUGCCUAUGCCUCUCGCUUUGGAAAGAUCGACCGGUGCAAAGCGAUCGUGGACUUGGACACUGGCAUGUGCAAAGGAUUUGGCUUUGUUCAAUACUAUAACUUUGAAUCUUGCGAGAAUUGCAUUCGGGGAUUUUUCUAUCUUGGCUACCAGGCGAGCUUUGCCCAGAAAUCGCGCAACUCUCGUCUGAAGGACCUCGAAGACAGAACCUCGACCAAUAUCUAUUGCACCAACAUCCCAAUCGAGUGGACAGAGGCUGAUCUCCGUCAUCACUUUGAACCGUACCGCGUGAUCUCCGAGAAAAUCAGCCGCGACGAAAAGACUGGAGUGAGCAAAGAAGUUGGAUUCGCACGGUUCGAAACCCGUGAGAUGGCUGAACAGGUGCUCGCGGAAUACCACAAUGUGACUGCCAAGGACGGCGUGAAGCUGCUUCUUCGCUUUGCAGACACCAAGGCUCAGAAGCUUCUUAAGCAACAGAGCAACGAGCGCCGCGCCUAUCGUGCCGGCGAGUACAACUAUUCGGUCGAGGUAGUUCAGGGAUCCACUCCGUCGCCCUCCGUUAACCGUCUUCAGCAGACUGCCUCCCACCUCAGCCCCAACUCACAGGCCAGCUAUGUGUCUCCUGCUGGAGUAGGCGCCGCCUGGACCCCCGCAACAUCUAUCUCUCCGUCGUUUCCCCUGGGGAAGGCCCAGGCCGGAAACAUCCGUUUCAACUCGUGGUCUUCUAAGGCCGGGCCCGGAGGACCGGAAAAUACUCCCUUGUACCGUGGACGACGCGGGGUUUGGUCUGACAACGUUGCCGGUGGCUCUUCCAAGAUGGCCUUCCCGACCACGCCUUGUGUUGAAAGCCGCUCCGAACGGUCCAGUCCUCGCAAGGACAUCAAGGCAGGAUCCCUGUCCCCGAUGUCUACUCGCAAGGAGAUCAUUGUGACUUCGCCCCGAUCGGUCAUCUGAGGUUUCUUCAUCGGAUGUCCCAAUUACUUUCUGCUCUCUUUGAAUCUUUCCCUCUCUCGUUUUGACCGACAAGCACCAAGAGCUGCUGCUCUCAGGAGCGAUCCUUGGGAUUUGCGUGGGUCGCCUUUUUGCUCAGUUUUACGCAUACAUCUGCAAAGGUUAGGCUUUCCGGCUACUAGUCGAAGCUUGUAUGUCUUACACGGGAGUAUGGGUUGUCACGAUAUGGUGUUGUUUGUUUUUGCUUUCUUCCGAUGGUUUUGUGCUGGGCUUCUUGAGCUUGAGUGUUGUAUGAGUGUUAUCUGUUCUUGAUUUCUUGACACCAGCGGCUCUAUGGAAACAGAAUGAUGUCGAUUUAAGAGUCUGUAUCUGUUACGGCGGGAUCCUGGCGGGCAGAAAUUACGGCGGCGAAAAGGAGUUGGCAGGCACGCGUGGUUCUACAUGGUGUAAAAGCAUUGUUUAUG